GGAGGAUCCUCCAAGUAACUGACGUCAGCCUGCUCCUGUUUUGACAGACAGGCUGAGAAGAUACAGUCGGGUUUGGCAGACAGUCGGGUCCAGCAUCUUAUAAAGUUUUUAUUUAGAGAACAAGCCCUUUCAGGAAAAAAUGGUCCACAUGACUUAUAGCACUUCCAGUAUCCUGGUCAAUUCCUCAAAGAGUGGAUCCUCGACUGCCUGGUAAGAAACCACCCCAAGGGCGGAAAGGUCCCGGGAGUUGCAGGGAGUCCCUACGUCUGGAGGACUGCACAGGCUAUCUGAUAAUGUAAUUAACCGUAUGAGAGAACCAUCAGCACCAGUUCCCAGGCCACAACCUUCACCACCACUGCCAAAACAGUCUACUAAUGAGCCUGUCUCUCCUAGUUACACAGUGGAUGAAGAAGAACUUAGAAGAAAAAUUGCCCAUGAACUGGCAUUAGAGCAAGCAAGAAGACAAUCAGAGAAUCACAAGAGACUGGAACAAGAAAAACUGAUAGUGCAGGAAGAAAUUGGGAAAGCAAUAGAGCGAGAAAGAAAUGCUUCCAGUGAGCAACUUACAAGGGCUGUACUGCGUGAAAAGGCUGCGGCAGAGGAAGAACGCCUUAAAUCAAAGACAUUUGCGAAAAAACUGAAUGAAAAAGAGCGUGAACUGAAGCGUUUGGAUGAAUAUUACAAAGAUCAACUGGCAAGGCUGGAAGAGAGGAGUGCCCAGUUUUACAAGGUUACCACUGAGCAAUACCAAAAAGCUGCUAGUGAAGUGGAGGCCAGAUUCAAGCGAUAUGAGGCUCAUCCAGUUUGUGCUGACCUGCAGGCUAAAAUUUUCCAGUGCUACCAGCAGAACCCACAGCAGUCUCUUAGCUGCUCAACAUUGGCCAGCCAGUACCUGCAUUGUGUCAACGGUGCCAAACAGAGCCUGCUUGGGAGAGGAGGGUAGAAGCCCUGUUUGUGGAGAAAAAGCAUCUCAACCCAUUUUAAUAUAAGGCCUCAGAAAAGAAUAAAGCAAAGGACAUAACAUGAUCAACGCUUGCAGUUAUUCUUUAUAUCCACUUUGAUUUAUUAAAUUAUAAAGGUUUCUUAUUGGAUUCUUCUCUUUUUCCUCAUAAGUGGCAUAUGUCAUGCUUUGUCAGACCUUAAAUAUUGGCCUGUCUAUUAAAAUGCAAUUGAUGCCUUUUAUGUAAUGUAACCUGAUGUUAUAUUAUCUUGUAUUGUAUUUAACAGUUGCAUAUCAACAUCUGUGCCCUAUAUUUUGUCUGUUUUAAGUCAGGAUUCCUAAUAAAAAAUAAAUUAAUAACA
Messenger RNA from Xenopus tropicalis (tropical clawed frog), 1302 nucleotides. RefSeq names its product coiled-coil-helix-coiled-coil-helix domain containing 3 (gene chchd3). NCBI's taxonomy places the organism in Eukaryota, Metazoa, Chordata, Amphibia, Anura, Pipidae. Gene Ontology annotation, cellular component: mitochondrial inner membrane; MICOS complex; mitochondrion. The record is from RefSeq and is marked provisional. The coding region runs from base 308 to 943 and encodes 211 amino acids. The transcript has 9 exons.